This is a messenger RNA of Megalops cyprinoides (Indo-Pacific tarpon), 1711 nucleotides long. It is a transcript of the gene pigb, whose product is annotated as phosphatidylinositol glycan anchor biosynthesis, class B. The record is from RefSeq and is a predicted model, not a curated record. Lineage: Eukaryota; Metazoa; Chordata; Actinopteri; Elopiformes; Megalopidae. Gene Ontology annotation, biological process: GPI anchor biosynthetic process. The transcript has 12 exons. Gene Ontology annotation, cellular component: endoplasmic reticulum membrane. Bases 88 to 1671 code for a protein of 527 amino acids. Gene Ontology annotation, molecular function: alpha-1,2-mannosyltransferase activity.
UGGAAACCAUAACAGUGACAAACUAAAAUUGUCUAUCGCAUCUCAUUUGCUACAAUGUGACAUUUGUAAAUUAUAUUUUGAUGAGAUAUGGAAAGGAUCAGAGCACGACUACGGCUCGGCGGAAAAUCUGCCUUUCCCGAACCAGUUAAACUGAGGAAAAGAAAAUCAAAAUUAUACAGUAAAGAUGAUACGACUUGCCCAUUUGAGAAUGGUAUCCUUGGAAUCAAUAUCACUUUGUUUACAGUGGCAUUUCGUCUUGUUAACUGCUUCCUGGUGCAAACCAGCUUUGUCCCAGAUGAAUACUGGCAGUCCCUUGAAGUUUCCCACCUCAUGGUUUUCAAAUAUGGAUAUCUGACAUGGGAAUGGACAGAGGGCAUCAGAGGCUACACCUACCCACUCCUCUUUGCAACUAUAUAUAAAAUACUGCACUUUCUGAAUUAUGACAUGGUUCAGCUUUUGGUGUGGCUACCUCGUGUGGUGCAGGCCUGCCUCGCUGCACUGGCGGAUAUCAAACUUCUUUCUCUCAUCCAAAGAUUAGAGUCUCCUGAUGUUGCCAAAUGGACGUACUUCUGUCAGCUUUGCUCCUGGUUCACAUGGUAUUGCUGCACACGGACUUUGACCAAUACCAUGGAGACUGUUCUCACGACAAUGGCUCUACAUUACUAUCCACUGCCAGGCUCCAGGACACGCAACAGCUCAAAGUACUUGACUCUGGUUGCCUUGGCGAUCCUUAUCCGCCCGACUGCUCUUAUAGUCUGGCUUCCUCUGUUGGGGUGGCAUUUCUGGCAGGAAGGUGACAAGCUGAAGCUUCUGUCUCACCACGCCCUGCCCAUAGGGGCUUUAACUUUGGGGACCUCUACACUGUUAGACUGCAUAUUUUACGGCAAGUGGACCCUCGUCCAAUUGAACUUCCUUAAGUUUAACGUCUUGCACAAUGUGGCAGAGUUUUACGGGACACACCCAUGGCACUGGUACCUCACCCAGGGCUUUGCAGUAGUCCUGGGACCUCACCUCGCCUUCUUCCUUCACGGGAGCACUUUGACUCCAAAAAGAUACCGGAUAUUGUUGGUAACAAUUAUCUGGACAGUGGUGGUUUACAGUUUGCUUGCACAUAAGGAGUUCAGAUUCAUCUACCCGGUCCUGCCGCUGUGCAUGGUGUUCUGUGGCUUUUCUCUGGCGAGCCUAAAAGCUUGGAGAAGACCUGCAGCAUGUGCCUUAUUGGUUUUGAACCUGAUCCCAGCUCUGUACACUGGGCUGGUCCACCAGCGCGGGACUCUAGAUGUCAUGAGCCAUCUGCGCCAGUUGUGUGACAUCAGUGACCCCCAACCAGAGGUCCUCUUCCUCAUGCCCUGUCACUCCACGCCCUUCUACAGCCAUAUCCACUGCCCCAUCCAAAUGCGGUUCCUGCAGUGCCCUCCAGAUCUAACUGGAAACAAAAGUUACGUGGAUGAGGCGGAGCUGUUCUUUACUGACCCUCAGGGCUGGCUGCAAGGGGCCUUUCCCAAACCAACCUCACUGCCUUCUCACCUGGUGUUUUUUGAUGUACUAGAAAAGGAGAUCUUCAAGUUCCUGGAAUUGAAUAGAUAUGCAAAAACUGCAGACGUGUUCCAUACUCACAUUCCUGAGGGGCGAGUGGGAAGACGCAUUUUUGUCUAUGAACGAAGAGUCUGAGCAGAACAACUGAACAACAGGUUAUUACUUGGGAGACUCC